This is a messenger RNA of Thunnus maccoyii (southern bluefin tuna), 1150 nucleotides long. RefSeq lists its product as uncharacterized. The transcript has 5 exons. Lineage: Eukaryota; Metazoa; Chordata; Actinopteri; Scombriformes; Scombridae. The record is from RefSeq and is a predicted model, not a curated record. Bases 92 to 1027 code for a protein of 311 amino acids. Gene Ontology annotation, molecular function: transmembrane signaling receptor activity. Gene Ontology annotation, biological process: cell surface receptor signaling pathway.
CUCUUUCUGUUGCAUUAUUAUUAAAGCAAAGUAGAAACAUUUGUCAGACUCAGAGCAGCUGAGUGACAGAGUGUCAGUGCUGGAUGUGAGGAUGAGGUACACUUUGAUCUGUGUGCUGGGAUUAUUCUUGCUGAAUACACUCUUCUACGGACACUCUGAAGCAAAUAGACUGAAGGCCAAACUGAGUGUUGACAACAGAGACAUUCCAGUAGGGGGCAGAGUGACCCUGACCUGCUCUGUGGACCCAUCAUCAUCUGGUUGGAAAUAUUACUGGUAUAAAGGCAAGAAAAACUCUGAACCCCUGAACACACAAGAUGUUGUUUUCCAGUCAACUGGACAGAUCAGUGUCUCACAGGGAGGACUCUACUGGUGCAGAGGAGGAAGAGGAAAACCAGUUUACUACACAGAGUACAGUGAUUCAAUGAGGAUCAACAAAUAUGAAAAUAAACCCAAGCCCACACUGACAGCAGACAAAACCAUCUUACCAGUACGGGGCAGAGUGACACUGACCUGCUCUGUGGAGGGUUCUGCUGACUGGAAAUACGACUGGUUCAGACAAACCUCAGACUCUUCUAUAGCUCAGCCCAUCAGAUAUGAAACAAACGGAGUAAUAAGUGUUAAUCAAGGAGGCAUCUACUACUGCAGAGGAGGAAGAGGAUAUCCAGUCUUCUCCACAGAAGACAGCAACAAAGUCACUAUUCAAGAAACUGUUUCCAACAAGGCUGUUGUGACUCUGCAACCCAACUGGCGGCUGAUAUACAGUGGUGAGACAAUCACUGUCAGAUGUGAGAUCCAGGGAGGUGCAGCCACUCGAUGGGAAUAUGAAUGGAGAGAAAAUAAUGUGGCCAUAUCUCGUAAAGACAAAGAAUUCAGAAUCAGCAGUGCUUCUAUAUCCCAUAAUGUAGACUUCAUGUGUAUGGGUAGAAAGGAUUUUUUUUUGACAGAGUGGAGUGAAGCCAUCACAUUGACAUCAUGUAAGUCAAAUAUGUUCAUAUCAAAUUCAGAAUGUCAUUUUGUUUCAAUCUAGUUAGAUAAGGAAACAGAAAAUAUGACCCCCUUCCUUCCUCUUUAGCGUGAGAACAGAAUAACUUCAGAGGAGUCAACAUGCAGUGUGCCCCCCACCCCAAGAAAACAAGCAAACAAGCAAAAA